Molecule: messenger RNA, 1499 nt
Organism: Serinus canaria (Common canary)
Lineage: Eukaryota; Metazoa; Chordata; Aves; Passeriformes; Fringillidae
Gene: KCNS2
Product: potassium voltage-gated channel modifier subfamily S member 2
Exons: 1
Coding region: 34-1467 (477 amino acids)
Biological process (GO): protein homooligomerization; regulation of delayed rectifier potassium channel activity; potassium ion transmembrane transport
Cellular component (GO): voltage-gated potassium channel complex; membrane
Molecular function (GO): protein binding; voltage-gated potassium channel activity
Source: RefSeq, a predicted model, not a curated record
UCAUUCCCUAUCCACCUUUGGAAGGAGCUCACUAUGACAGGGCAGAGUCUGAGGGCUUUAUCUGAAGCGAAUUUUGAAGACAAUGAGAUCAGCAUCAACGUUGGAGGCUUUAAGAAAAAGAUGAGAUCCAACACAUUAUUAAGGUUCCCCGAGACCAGGCUGGGCAAAUUGCUGAGCUGCCACUCAAAGGAGUCGAUACUGGAGCUUUGUGAUGACUAUGAUGACACCAAGAAUGAAUUUUAUUUUGACAGGAACCCCGAGCUCUUUCCUUAUGUGCUACAUUUUUAUAACACUGGCAAGCUCCAUGUGAUGGGUGAACUCUGUGUCUUCUCUUUCAGCCAGGAGAUUGAAUACUGGGGAAUCAAUGAAUUCUUUAUAGACUCCUGCUGCAGUUAUAGCUACCAUGGGAGGAAAAUGGAGCCAGACCAAGAGAAAUGGGAGGAACAAAGUGACCAGGAAAGUACAACAUCUUCUUUUGAUGAGAUUUUGGCAUUCUACAAUGAUGCCUCUAAAUUUGACAAACAGCCCUUUGGAAACAUCAGGAGGCAGCUCUGGCUUGCUUUGGAUAACCCUGGGUACUCAGUUUUAAGCCGCAUCUUUAGUGUCCUUUCAAUAAUGGUGGUGUUGGGCUCCAUUGUGACCAUGUGCCUGAACAGCCUCCCAGACUUCCAGAUCGUUGACAGCAACGGGAACACCGAGGAAGACCCUCGCUUUGAAAUCGUGGAACAUUUUGGUAUUGCAUGGUUCACUUUUGAACUGGUGGCAAGAUUUGCAGUAGCUCCUGACUUUUUAAAAUUUUUCAAGCAUGCCCUGAAUUUGAUUGACCUAAUGUCUAUCCUUCCAUUUUAUAUUACAUUAAUUGUCAACUUGGUGGUGGAAAGUAGUCCAACUUUAGCAAAUUUAGGCAGAGUUGCACAAGUCCUGAGACUAAUGAGGAUUUUCCGCAUAUUAAAGCUUGCUAGACACUCCACAGGUCUCAGGUCUCUUGGAGCCACUCUGAAGUACAGCUACAGAGAGGUGGGGCUUCUUUUACUCUACCUCUCUGUUGGCAUCUCCAUUUUCUCAGUAGUGGCUUACACUAUUGAGAAAGAAGACAAUGAGGGGUUAGCCACCAUCCCUGCUUGUUGGUGGUGGGCUACUGUUAGCAUGACCACAGUUGGCUACGGGGAUGUGGUGCCAGGGAGCACUGCUGGCAAGUUGACGGCAUCUGCAUGCAUCCUAGCUGGAAUCCUAGUGGUAGUGCUUCCCAUUACACUGAUCUUUAAUAAAUUCUCCCACUUCUAUAGGCGUCAGAAGCAGUUAGAGAGUGCCAUGAGAAGCUGUGAUUUUGGUGAUGGCAUGAAAGAAGUUCCAUCUGUCAACUUAAGGGACUACUAUGCUUAUAAAGUUAAAUCCCUUAUGGCCAGUCUGACCAAUAUGAGCAGGAGUACCCCCAGUGAGUUGAGCCUGAAUGAUUCACUGCAUUAGUGUACAAGUCUGACAGCAGUUUGCAUGAGAGC